Schistosoma spindalis is the source of this 1515-nucleotide messenger RNA. The record is from the annotation of a GenBank genome assembly. NCBI's taxonomy places the organism in Eukaryota, Metazoa, Platyhelminthes, Trematoda, Strigeidida, Schistosomatidae.
AAAAUAUUGGUUUCAUUACUUCGAAAGACCAAAUCGUAUGUGUUUAGAAAGUCGACGUAGUUGACGUUAUGUUCUCUACAGCCAAAGUGGUUGUAUCGUUUCUGAAACUUGUUUUUACUUUAAGGUUUUCGUGGUUUUGGAAUUUUUCAUACUCUAAAUUUUAUUUAUAAGGCCAAUGAAAUAUCAGUGAGCUCUAACUAGAUUGUCUAUCAAACUGUACUGUUCCCGCAUUAGACAACUCUCAUAUUAAACUUCCGAUUGUCAUCGUUAAAAUUAAUACCUUUGUUCAUAGCUACUAGGUUCUUCGAUCAAGCUCUCAUAGUACGUCAUAUGGAAUGGGUCAAUCUUCCUACAUUUUAUUCAGUGCGCUCUCGUGAUAUUAGCAAUGUGUGAAGACUCUUGGAUUAAUGAAUCUAAUAUCAAGGACAGAGAUUCUCUUAUUACGUUGGCUAAGAUUCAGGAGCAAGCUGAGCGAUUUAAUGAUAUGGCGUGUGCUAUGAAAAAAGUUGUCGAGAUAUCAAAAACACUUAAUAAUGAGGAGCGAAACUUGUUUUCAGUGGCUUAUAAAAACGUAGUUGGGUGUUGUAGAUCAGCUUGGCGUGUGGUUUCAAACAUUGAACAGCGAUUGGAUGACCAGAAGAAAAAACAAGCAGGAGAAUACCGUAACACUAUUGAGAAGGAAUUACAAGCUGUUUGCCAGGAAGUUUUAGAUUUGUUACACGAAUCACUACUCAAAAGUGAAAAUACAGCUGAAGGAAUCGUGUUUUAUAAGAAAAUGGAAGGUGAUUAUUAUAGGUAUUUAGCUGAGGUUUUAACUGGCGACAAACGUGCUGAUGUUGUAAAACAUUCAAGGGAAGCUUAUCAGGCAGCAACGGAGAAGGCAAAUAGUGACCUACCUCCAACUCAUCCAAUCCGUCUGGGUUUAGCUCUAAACUUCUCUGUGUUUUAUUAUGAAAUUGAAAACAAUCCAGAAAAAGCAUGCUCAAUUGCUCAGACUGCAUUUAAUGAAUCGAUCGGGCAGUUGGACCAACCUGAAAGUGGUUCCUUCAAAGAUAGUACACUUGUAAUGCAACUUCUUCGUGAUAACUUAACUUUAUGGACGUCUGAACGUGAAGCUGCUCAGUAACAUAGAAUAUCAGUGGCUACUUUAUUUUUACUUUGAAGAUGUAAUCUCAGAAAUGCUCUUUUCACUCACUUAAUAACGUAUGAACAAAUUUAUUGGUCACUUUAAUUUAGUCUCUUGAAUAAAUUAUGUGCCAAUUAUCGUCAUUAUAUCAUAUGGUAUACCGAUUUCAAUGAAUAUUUGUGUAAAAUUCAACUGUAAGACCAUUCUUGCUAAUGUUCAUGUCCGUCCGUUCAACUAAGAUGAAUGGCUGCUUUAUCAAAUAAAUUGCAAAUUCAUUGAGUCUAUAUUUCACUUGGUUCAUAUACGUUAUUAAUAUGUCAUGUCUAAACAGUAAUGGUUUUAUAUAUUUACAUAUGCAGUGUUUCACAUUAAACAUAUAUAAGUAACUA